AUGAUUCUCCGAUUUUACAGUAGUUCUUGUGUGUUAUACAGCAUGAAGAAACAAGGAAUGAAGUUACAUAAAAUGUUAAAUCCCAAAAAUAAACGGCAGUGGUAUCCCUCUCAGACCACAGAUUUAAAUAUACUUCCCACUCUCAAUACAUUGACAAAAAUUCAAAGAGUUCCCGAUAAUCAGGGAAUACGCAGAGUAGCUGUUUUAAAUAAACUAUUUAUGAAACACAUAACAGAUAUAAUGUCCACUGGCACUGUGUCAAUGGAUAUUAUUGGACGAGGAAUAGAAAUAUCUAAGGUGAAUGUUGCAAAAGACUUCAAAACCAUCAAUAUUUUCUGGAUAUGUAAAGGUGACGCAAGUGAUGAAGAUACAGAUAAACUAUUGCAGACAAUUGCAGGGCCCUUGAGACAUGAGCUAUCUACCCUCAGACUUAUGGGAGAAGUGCCAUACAUAUAUUUUGUAAAAGAUAAGCACGAAUCUCAGAUUGUUGAUAUUGACAAACGGUUACUGCAAGCUGAUUAUGGUGAGGACUACACUCCAACUGAUUUGGGGGAGCUAUUAAAAUCUGAAUUUACAUUAAAUCUGAAGUUAUCACCAGAAAUAAAAGCAAAAAUAAAGCAAUUAGAAGACAGUCAAGAAAUAAUUGAGGACCCUAUACCAGAGAUGACAAAUUCUGUGUAUGGUUUAGAUCAUGCAAAAAUUAUGAAUAGAUUGUUAGCAGCAAGAAAGAGAAGUAAAGAAGCCUGGGAGAACCUGCAAUCAGAGUCACCUGUAAUAUCUUACCGCACUACAAACACAUCUCCCUCUAACAUUAAUCUCAAGGAGCAAAAGAAGGAAAUAGCCGAGUUCCUGAUAAAGCGACAGAUCCUUCACAACAAGUUACAGAGGGAAAGACGAAAGCAAGACGAUACACAUGUUGAAUAUGAAAAAAUUGAGGAAAGAAAUGAGGAUAUUUACGAAUUUUGCGAUGAUUAUGAUGAUAAUUACGAUGUAGAGUAUAGUUCUGUAGAGAAAUAA
This is a messenger RNA of Pieris macdunnoughi, 1017 nucleotides long. The record is from the annotation of a GenBank genome assembly. NCBI's taxonomy places the organism in Eukaryota, Metazoa, Arthropoda, Insecta, Lepidoptera, Pieridae.